UCCGCCUGCGUGCUCUCCACUUUCCCAGGAAGGCAAACGCGUCGACGCUUCGGCACUUUGGCAGAGGACGGGACACCGUGUCAGGAAAACGCCAGGAAAAACCAUUCAACAAGUGACUUUCUCCGAGGCUGCUCCCGGAGGAGGAGGGACCGUGCAGGCUCAAAGUUGCUGAAUGGAAAGUUUAACCAAACAAAAACUUCCUUAAACGCGGGGAACUUUAAGUAAGCCAUCACCAUUGGACGUAGUGGAAGGUGUAGUCUUUUUUUUUUCUUCCUUUUCCCCAGCAGUAUGAGAGGAGUGCUGGUUUUCCAGAUGUGGACAGUGUUGUUGUUGGGCGCUGUGAGCGGAGUCGGGAGGGCGCAGGUCUCCACCGCCAGGGUGCUGAGGGGCAACAGCAGGAGAGAAGACUUGUACAGCAAAGAGGAAAACAUCACGGUAACACCAAUGGGUGGAUUCAUCCACAGCCCACGCUACCCCAACGCUUAUCCUCGCAACCUGAUGUUGUCAUGGAAACUGACGUCACCGCCAGGGAGCCGCAUACACCUGGAGUUUGACGGACACUUUGGCCUGGAGGAGCCCGAGGAUGGGGUGUGCAGGUAUGACUUUGUUGAAGUGGAGGACUAUUCCGAGACCAUCACCAUCAUUUGGGGAAGCUGGUGUGGGCAGACAGCACCACCUGCUAUGACUUCCAAAAGCAACCUGCUCAGAAUCACCUUCAAGUCUGAUGAUUACUUUGUCGCGAAGCCGGGAUUCAAAAUCUACUACUCGUUGGCGGUCGAAUCUACUCUGCCUGCCUCCAAGAGCAACUGGGAGUCUGUAACGAUGCCCAUGUCGGACAUGGGUGUAAGGGAAACGUUGAUGGCAGUGACAGAGGUUCCUUUCUCACUGGAGGAUUUAGACAGAACCAUAGCUGCCUUCGACACAGUGGAACAGCUUUUCAAAUCCUUCAACCCAGACACCUGGAGACAGGACCUGGACAGCAUCUACUCCCAGGCAUACAUACAUUAUAGAUCCAGGACCUAUCACCUGUCAGGCAGACACAAUAAAGUGGAUCUGAAUCGUCUCUAUGACGAGGUUAAGCGAUACAGCUGCACUCCUCGCAAUUACUCGGUGAACCUGCGUGAAGAGCUGAGGAUCACCAACGCUGUCUUCUUCCCUCGAUGUCUGUUGGUGAAACGCUGUGGCGGCAACUGUGGAUGUGGAACCGAUAACUGGAAUAACGGCUGCAGCUGCCGGCCCUUGAAAACAUCGGUCAAACUACACGAGGUGCUGAAGUACGCACCUGAGACCAGUCCGCACAGGCGCUAUCAGAGAUCAAGGGUGCGUUGGAUCAUCGAUGAGAUCUUCCUCACCCACCACGACACGUGUGAGUGCGUGUGUCCCUCCCAGCCGCCUCGCUGACACACUCAUUCUGGCUCGAGCAUCUGGAACUGAUGGAUGAGUCUUUUUAUCGAUUUUGCAAUGAACUUUAUAUAACAAACAGCACCGCUGGCAAGCAUGCAGGAAAGAAGAGGGCAGCAAUUUGACUGAUAGACUGCAGCGCACAUCCUGCUCAAUGGCAUUCGCUCUUGCAAGUAAACCACUUAUUUUUGUGCACAGGCCAAACUUUAUAAAUGCAUAAAAGUUUUACAGCCAAACGUCAUUCAACAUUCCAGCAACUUAGUGAGAACCAACCAGAUAAACCUUCACUGGUCACGCCACAGCUAAAACAGACAGAGGAACCCAAAUUUGAGUCAGUUAGUUAUCAUGAUAUGAUUUUUGAUUAUAUAAUGUAAACUUGGACUUGGAUGGGUUGUUUUUUGUUUCUUUUCAAGGAUUUGAAUGAGCUUGAUAAAAGUAAACUGACUCCAGCCACCAUGUAAACAGCCUUCUACCCCUGUUUCAUGUGAAUGUAUUUGCAGUUUGUGUGUGCGUUGAACUCCUUGAAACUUCAGGCAUGAAGCAGCUUGGUAAGAUGAGUGAGCAAGAAACGGAACAACGAAGGGAGAAGGGUUGGAGGAAGUUCACACCAAAAUAACACUUUAUUUUGAUGUGAAAUCAAGCCGUCUGCAACCCUCCAAAUUUGAAUAUCUCACCAGCUCACUUACACAUUCACUGUGGGACACCUAAAGACAAAAUCAAGAAUUGGUAGAACGGUUUUGUUUUCCUCACAUUCUUGUCUUCUUGAUAUUCUCACACCUCCGUUGUGUGCCAGUCCAUCCUCACACCUCUCUUCUCUGUCUCUAUCUCCAGUCUCCAACCCACUUUGUCUCCCUGCUUCCAUCAUUCACCCACUAACACUUCAAAGAAAAUGUCAGAUCAGGCCGCCGCGCUGUGCCCAGUUUUCUCAACAUUCCUGGCAUUCCAGCUGCUAAGCGGAAUUCUGCUGCCUCGGAUAAAACCGUGAUCCUCCGACCCUGAACGCAUAACAGAGGAAAGGGAGAUAGAAACUCAGGAAGCCGGAGAGAGGAAGUUUUUUAGGGGAGAUGGCUGACAGAAAAGGGGCAAUCAAGCCGCCUAUUGUAGGGAAGAAGAUAAAAAAAAAAAGCACUCCAGGAUGAGAGACGCUUUCAAAAUCCAGCACAUAAGAGACUGCAGCUCACUCAGCUGUUUCAAUCAGCACACUCUGGUUUCUGGGUUUUUUGCACAAAUCUGCGGGAAUCUGAGAAAUGUUCUUGCUGAAAAUACAGCUAAUACUGUGUGUGUGUGUGUGUGUGUGUGUGUGUGUGUGUGUGUGUGUGUGUGUGUGUGUGUGUGUGUGUGUGUGUGUGUGUGUGUGUGUGUGUGUGUGUGUGUGUGUGUGUGUGUACACAUUCCAGUCUCCCUGCAGCAGCUCAGGAAGAGGCUCUUUUGUUUAAGGGGUGGAGGGUUACCAGCACUCUGUGGGAGCUGGCAGCAAAUGCAAGCAUGUGAGCCGUGUGCAUGUGUGUGUGUCUUUAGGUAGCUAUCAGGAGCAUCAAAGCAACAAGGCAAGAAGUUAAACGAGCAUACGCAUUAUCCAGCUGUGGGAAAUGAUAGCUUCGCCUGUCAUGUCUCCAUCAUCACCUCCCAAGCUUCCCACCGUCCACUCACUAGGGCUCGCUUACACGCUGGAUUCAAGCAGAGAAAAUGAGAUUUUACACGCUACUGCCGUUCUGAAGACAGAAUAGAAAUAACUGGACAUCAAGACGACUCUCGGGUCACAGUGAAACCCAAUCACAGCAGUAUAUUUAUGCGCAUGUGUGUUCUGUGAGUCACGGGUGUUAUUUGACAGAUGGGCGAUACUUAAUACUCUUAAAAAUUGCGACUGUUUGACAGGCAGCGCAGAGGUCACAUUCACACAGACUCACCCGUGACGAUUUUUGGCCGUUCAAACAAAAGCAGCCUCGCUUUGUCAGCUUGUGAGCUUUGCUCUCUUUCUCAUGCAUUUCAGUUUAAUGCACAUAGAUGAGCACAAAAACCACCAUAAUAAAGUAGAUGAUUUGUUCACAUUUCACAGAGGACUUUUAAUCGCUAAAGUGCCUGGGUGAAUUUUUCACCCAGGCACUUUGAGAUUGAGAUUAUUUGUCCAAAAUGCCAUUCUGCGUUUGCAUAGUUACUGUGCCUAUCGAUAUGUGUUUGCUUUUUAUCACAGAAAAAAAGGCUGUUUAAUCGUUUAUCUGCAGAAAAGUAAAUGCCAACUUAUCAUUUUCUUACCAAUCAAGUGAUCUUGCCAUUAAAAGUUAAGAAGUGGGAAAAAUCCACAAUUUUUAUGGGUUAUAUAUCACUGUAAGAAAAAUAUUUUGGAAUAUUGUUAGAUUGUCGAUUAUUUGGAUUAGUUCUAGACAUAUCAGACGUGAAAUGAUUGGAUGGUUUCAAAUAUAUGCAUUGUAAAAGCAUGUGGGGAGGUGUGUGUGUGUGUGUGUGUGUGUGUGUGUGUGUGUGUGUGUGUGUGUGUGUGUGUGUGUGUGUGUGUGUGUGUGUGUGUGUGUGUGUGUUUGCUCCAAAGUGACGUUCCUCUUGUCCCAUUUAACUGUUUCGUUUUCUCCUGCAGUUCUUUGCAAGAGUAUCACAACGACACACAAAGUUUUAUUAGAUUUUCACAUGAUCUUGCUUUCAAACAGAUUUGACCUGGAGCUUCUGUUUUUCACACCUGUGGAUUCACAUGAGUGUGCUGUUGUAUUUUCAACUCAGAAAGAAAAAAUGCUGAUCAGUUUUUAAGUCAGAAUUGAUGAUCAUGAGUCAACCUGCUUUGCUGUCUUCAGACAAAAAUAUUCAUAACACACUCUAUGCUUCUCCUUAAUAAUUUAUUGUUCUGUAUUGUUUUAUUAAAAAUGUCAGCUGGUUGGUUUUGAUAAAUAAAAUA
Molecule: messenger RNA, 4303 nt
Organism: Cololabis saira (Pacific saury)
Lineage: Eukaryota; Metazoa; Chordata; Actinopteri; Beloniformes; Belonidae
Gene: pdgfd
Product: platelet derived growth factor d
Exons: 7
Coding region: 289-1401 (370 amino acids)
Biological process (GO): positive regulation of phosphatidylinositol 3-kinase/protein kinase B signal transduction; positive regulation of MAP kinase activity; platelet-derived growth factor receptor signaling pathway
Cellular component (GO): membrane
Molecular function (GO): platelet-derived growth factor receptor binding; growth factor activity
Source: RefSeq, a predicted model, not a curated record